Coniosporium apollinis CBS 100218 is the source of this 2049-nucleotide messenger RNA. RefSeq lists its product as uncharacterized. The coding region runs from base 1 to 2049 and encodes 682 amino acids. The record is from RefSeq and is a predicted model, not a curated record. Lineage: Eukaryota; Fungi; Ascomycota; Dothideomycetes. Gene Ontology annotation, biological process: tRNA methylation. Gene Ontology annotation, molecular function: tRNA (uridine) methyltransferase activity. The transcript has a single exon.
AUGGGAAACGGAUUACACAACAACGGGAGCGAUGGUGGCCUCUUCCUACCGGUUGACCUCACCGGUCAUCCGCCGCAGUUCUCAUUACCCGACGAGCUAUGGAUCUCCGUCCUCGAGAACCGCUGCUGGUUCGAAGCGGAGUUCUUCUGGGAGGUCAUGUUGAACCUGAUCAGGAAUCCUGAGAUCAGCUCUACAUAUCUCUUCAGGGCUGAUAUCUUCUACGACAGCAUCAACGAUCUCAGCAUCGGCAAAGAAAGGUGCGAAGACCACUUCAGCAGCAACUACACGAAGCACAUGAAGGCUGAGUAUAGACCUAUCCCGGUCACAGUGCCUGGCUACGUAUGGCAUCGAACAUUCGUCCGACAACUCGUACCGCGGAACCCUCAGCGCGACAAGCCGCUGGUGCAAACGUGCCAUGUAUUCAUAGCUCGAUCUGAGGCAAAUCGAAAGAGCGACGAGUUCAUGAAGACGAUUGUGCUCUAUGUUCCACACGUGGCUUCAGCGGAUGAGAUGCCCUGGUAUCACCCCGCUGUUCGCUCUUUGGCUUUCCUGCACACCUGGCGUUCAUCAAUGACGCCCUAUCAUUGGUCUGAGUCCAAGAUAUCAAUCCAUUACUCCCUCUUUCCAGACAAACCACUGGAUAACCGCCUACAGCGCACCGCUCUCGGCCUUUUACGCCUUGUCAACAAGCAUGGGAACGGUCAAAAGGCAGGCUAUAUCAAGCGUGUCCACCAUGAUCUGAUCAUACCGCAGGCAAGAUUCCAGGACACGUACGCUCGGCUAAAGACAAAGUAUGCAAAGGCUCUGAUAGGGGAGUGGGUCGAGCAAACAGAUCCGGAGAAGCAUGUCUUCGAGGAUCUGGGCAUCGCGGCCUUCCUCAUUGAGCUCUGGAGGGACAUGUACGCUGGAUCGCCCCAUGAGGCUCUCCAUGGCGAGCAGAGAAAUGUUGAAGCUGGGGCAAAGCCACCUUUCCCAGGCUUCGUAGAUAUUGGGUGCGGCAAUGGUGCACUUGUGUUUGUACUCUUGCAGGAAGGCUAUCGCGGCUGGGGAUUCGAUGCUAGGAAGAGAAAGACCUGGGACACCUUUCCGGCAGAGGUGCAGCAGAACCUAAAGGAGAUGUUGUUGGUUCCGAGCAUAUACGAAGCCGCAACGUCCGAGGGGUCGACACCAGCUCAGACACGGUCACAAGGUUUGUUCGAAGUCGACCUCUCAGCUCGCCUAAGCUCUUCCAAUUUCAGUGACCCCAGUACCGCCGACACAGAUAUAAGCACUGAAUCGGGCAGCUUCCACAACGGCAUCUUCCCACGCGGCACCUUCAUUAUUUCCAACCAUGCUGACGAACUUACGCCCUGGACGCCGCUCCUGGCCUAUCUCUCUCGCAGUCCCUUCAUCACCAUUCCCUGUUGCAGCCACGACUUCGCUGGCGCCAGAUCUCGUGCGCGCAUGGUAGAAGCCCCGACGUCAACUUCAAGCUUAUCCUCAAGCGCUCGAUCUGAACAAAGCGCAGAUGAGGCUCCCCAGUCAACCACCGCCACUCUCAGAUCUCGUCCCCAUCUCGAGAGCUCCCAAAUUGGCAAUGGCAUACCAUCCACACCUCCAUCCACAGCAUCCGCCACUCAGCAACCAGCAGCAUCCACCCAAUCUAACGCCCCCAACAACGAGACACGAAACAGAAACCCGCCCGAGACAGGCUCCCUCAAAAAGCCAACCCACAAACAGCCCUCCGCCUACGCAUCUCUAACCUCCUACGUCGCCUACCUAGCCACCGAACUAGGAUAUCUUCCUGAAAAGGAGAUGCUUCGCAUCCCUUCUACGCGGAACGCAUGCAUCAUCGGGCGACGGCGGAGACCAGCGCCGAACGAAAAGGCGGUGGACGUUGUUUCUUUGGCGGAUGGGGAUGUGGGGGAUGAGGGUGUGGGAAGAGCGCGGAGGGAGGAGACCAUCGUGGCGCUCGUGGAGAGGGAGAUGGGUAUGAGCGUUGGACAGCUUGGAGGGGAGUGGGUGAGAAGGGCAAGGGCGUUAGGGGGGAAGAAGGGGGGUGGGCACUAG